UGGAUUAAGGCAAAGUCCGAACUGACGGCGUUAAAGGCGGGCGCCUGCCAAAGCGUGCAGAAGUUGCGCGUACGGACACCCCGUUUUCAAGGCCGUUUGUGUCCGUUUAGAUGAUUUUUAUGCCGCGUGGGUGUUGAACUAUUUUAUGUCUUUCCUUCGCUUUUCAUUUCAUUUGUCUGCUGUUUAUGAAUCUGUUGGAAAGAGGAGAAGAGAAAAACCAGUUCUAUUCAACAAUUGGUUAGAGGAUCAGGAGGGGGCAUUAGGCAAAGUUAUACUAUAUGGAUGCUGAUACCUUGGAACUGUAGCGGUGACUUCUAACAGAUCUAGGAACAUGGACAUUAGAUGCAAGACAGCAUGUGGCAGAAUCAAUGAGGCUUCUCUAUUUCUUUCUGACCGCCCAACGAAAGUGCCCAGAUAUGCUCUACUUGAUUCAGGCCAAUCUCAAGCAGUCAAUAUUCCUAUGUUAGAGCCUUCAGUGACAAGUGAAUUUUUUCAUGGGACCCCAAAUUGGAGUUGGGAGAACUCAUCUCCUAUUGUGACUAACAAUUCCAAAAACCAACAAUCUCACAGUACUGACAAGAAUCAAAUAAGUCAUGGUUCUCUCCAAAGUUCUUUGUCCAAUAAUUGUUCCUCUAAAGCCCACUUGCCCAGUGCUGAGCAUCUACAACAUACCACUGGACUUUCAGUUCAGUGUUCCCCAUCUAAUAUAAGUUGCUUAUCUGGUGGAAGCCCAACAUCAUCACAAAUCUCACAAACAUUCCCACCUGAUAUACCAAAUUUUCAGUCAGCAGAUAGUGGAUACAGUGACAAUGAGAAACCAUUAGAUUUGAAGAAUGCACUAUAUGAAUUAGAGACAGCAUUGCUGGGCCCUGAUAGGAAUGGCUCUAACAGCUCUGAAGGUAGCACUGAGGAGCCUGAGGUUGCAGAAAAUUCAGAGUGGAGCUUAGAAGCCUUAAACAAUGUCACUGGCACCAUGUAUUCUGGACCAGAACAACCAAAAAUACCUAGUGGUAAAGUGAAUAAUGGAGUUAAAUCCGUGAAAGUAGAAGCAGUUAAUGGCACGUUAUUCACCUCUGAUGUCCAUAUUCCAAAUAAUUCUUUGGAAGAGAAAAAAGAAUUGCGGGGACUUGAGACUCGACAGAAUGAUGUGAGACAAUUGCUUAUUUUAUGUGCAAAGGCUAUUGCUGACAGCAAUAAAGUUAAUGCAGAGAAAUAUAUUGCAGCACUGAAUCAAGUGGUGUCUGUUUCUGGUACUCCACUGGAAAGGUUAGGAGCAUAUAUGGUAGAAGGUCUUGUGGCAAGAUUGGCUUUUUCUGGUGGAAAUAUCUACAAAAAGUUAAGAUGCAAAGAACCUUCUAGUCAAGAACUGCUUUCCCACAUGCAUACUCUAUAUGAAAUCUCUCCAUAUUUUAAAUUUGGUUAUUUAGCUGCAAAUGGUGCCAUUGCAGAAGCAUUCAAGCAUGAGGAUAGAGUACACAUUAUUGAUUUUCAGAUUGCACAAGGUACCCAAUGGAUGACAUUGAUUCAAGCACUUGCAAAACGACCAAAUGGUCCACCUCAUGUUCGUAUAACAGGUAUUGAUGAUCCUGUGGCAGAGUAUGCUCGUGGUGGAGGAUUACAGUCAGUUGGCCAAAGAUUGUUAGAACUUGCUGCAAGCCACAAUGUCCCUUUUGCAUUUCAUGCUGUGCCUGUGUUUGGACCUGAAGUUCAGCGUGAUAUGCUUGAGCUCCAUCCUGGGGAAACUUUGGCUGUGAAUUUUCCUUUCCAACUUCAUCAUAUGCCUGAUGAGAGUGUCAACACAAGUAACCAUCGAGAUCGUCUCUUGCGUAUGGUCAAAGGAAUGUCUCCCAAGGUAGUUACAUUGGUGGAGCAAGAAGCAAACACAAAUACUGCACCUUUUUUCCCAAGGUUCAUGGAAACUUUGAGUUUUUACACUGCCAUGUUUGAGUCUCUUGAUUUGACUCUUCCAAGGAAUGAUAAGAACCGUAUCAAUGUUGAGCAAAAUUGCCUGGCACGUGACAUAGUGAAUGUCAUUGCAUGUGAGGGUGCUGAAAGAGUGGAAAGGCAUGAAGUUCUGGGUAAAUGGAGAUCCAGAUUUACAAUGGCUGGAUUCAGGCCUUAUCCUUUAAAUUCAUAUGUUAACUCUGCUAUCAAAUCUCUCAUGGGGUAUUAUUCCGAGAACUACAGGUUGGUAGAAAAGGAUGAAGCUCUUUAUCUUGGUUGGCUUGACAGGCACUUGUUUGUGGCUUCUGCCUGGCACUAAUUUAUCAGAGCACAGCUGAUUUUUGAGCAGGCAAUCAUUUUUUGGUAUGCUUUCACAACUCAUCUGCUGAUGAACACACAAAGCAUAUUCAAACUUGUAAAAUUUAAUUGUAACUGUGUAAUUGUAGUGUAUGAUUUACGUAGAAGUUUUUUGAACUGCAUAGAGUACAACAGCAUAUAGAAAUCAACAUUGCAAGGCAUUGAUAAGCUGGCUGAACUGACCAUAAUGUUAUGGGCAUUAUGUUAGAGAUGGCUAGAAGAAUGACAUGUUGAACCAAAUGCAUUGUACUGCUGAUCAAUUUUCAUGGAUGUCUUGAACUAUGAGUGUUUAAGUUAAAGCUUGCCUGAAAAUUUUACAACAUA
This is a messenger RNA of Cryptomeria japonica (Japanese cedar), 2625 nucleotides long. RefSeq names its product scarecrow-like protein 21. Gene Ontology annotation, biological process: regulation of DNA-templated transcription. The transcript is spliced from 2 exons. Gene Ontology annotation, molecular function: sequence-specific DNA binding; DNA-binding transcription factor activity. NCBI's taxonomy places the organism in Eukaryota, Viridiplantae, Streptophyta, Pinopsida, Cupressales, Cupressaceae. The coding region runs from base 332 to 2263 and encodes 643 amino acids. Gene Ontology annotation, cellular component: nucleus. The record is from RefSeq and is a predicted model, not a curated record.